CAUUUAAAGUCAAUAUUAUUCCAGUACGAAAUCCGUAAGGUUAGUACGAUGCGGAUUGUACAUUUGAUUGUGGUCUGCAUAAAUAUAUAGUUUGAAGUUUGAAUCGGCCGUGAUAACGGGGUAUAAGAGACUGAGUAGCCUUGAGUGUUCUUAGUUUAUUGUUUUGUUGCUUGUGAGUGGUGCUUCUGGAAGAUGAAUGGACUUUUCGUUGGGGCGAUGAUAAUUUUCGGGUGUACGUGUGGACAGGAGAGUUUUUCAAACUCCACCUCCACGCCGCCCCCGCCCAAGCCCGCCCCCUCGCCGCAACUCACCCCAGCCGAAAGCCUCACUAUAAACGAGACCGACCUCAUCACCACCAACUCCGUCGACGACUCGGCGCCAAUUUUCAACACCACCAUAACCCCACUUUACGAAACGUCAACACAGACGACCUUGAGCGACGCUACUGUUACUACCACCACACUGCCUCCGGCUACGAAAACCCCUAUAAACAACGACUGCCCCAUUCUCAACCCCAAUAUGAGUUCUUGGACCCAAGACCAAUUAACGUCUGUGUUGACACACGCUUGUAAUUAUGACAAGUUGAGCAGGCCGCCAACUGAAGCAGGAAAACCCCUUCCGGUGCAUAUGCAGAUAGAUUUGACACAUAUAGAGUCUGCUGAGCAGUUGCAAUUUAAAGCCCAUAUGUUGGUACAGUACUUGUAUAAAGACAGGAGACUGAAGUACUCGCAUGUGUUACCCAAUCGGGGGAGUCUGGUGGGUGAGGAGUUGUUAAGGACGAAGAUAUGGGUGCCGCAUAUCAUGGUACGGAAUGAACGGGAUACUAAGAUAAUGGGGAUAGAUGGGAAGGAUGUGUUUGUGUCGAUUAGUCCCAGUGGAGACGUGGUGUACUCGUAUAGAUUAACGGCGACUUUUUAUUGUUGGAUGGACCUACACAAAUUCCCGUUUGAUUCACAGGAUUGUUUCUUGAGGUGGAAUAGUUGGACUUAUAAUACUACCAACCUGCGGCUGCACUGGGACGAAGACACCCCGGUGAAAGUCGCCAGUAAUCUCCAUUUAACUGAGUUCGUUAUCAGCGAUAGGUCAACCGAAGAACGCACAGUUCCUGCCUCAUUUACUAAAGGAGCUUUCGUUGGCAACUUCAGCGAGCUGGUUUUCAAGUUCAAACUUUCGCGCGAAGUGGGCUACUACAUCAUGGACUAUUUUCUUCCGUCUAUUCUUUUAGUGUGCACCUCCUGGGUGACUUUUUGGUUGCAAGCGGAUGCAUCCGCCCCCAGAGUCACCCUAGGCACGUCCACUAUGUUAGCCUUCAUCACCCUCAACGGCGGCGUCAACAAAAACCUCCCCAAGGUCUCCUACAUCAAAGCUAGCGAAAUCUGGUUCUUAGCCUGUGCGUGCUUCAUUUUCUUGUCAAUGGCGGAGUUCGCCUUCGUCAACGUCAUCUGGCGGCGCAAAAAAAAAGUCGAGCUGAAGAAACACAGCGGUAAGCACAUCCUCAAAGGCGCCUUGACUCCAAGUCUAGCCCGAAAACAACUCCGUAAAGCCGAGUCCAUCAACAGUUUGCACAAGACGAGGUCGUGUUCGAGUUUGAACGGGAGCGACGACGGUAGCAACAAAGAGAACCAGAACUAUCUGACGGUUCAUAGUUUCCCGACGAACUUGAAGGUGCCGGUGAUUACGACACAGAGCGACGACGACUUGAUCGAUCGCGAAGACAGUGUUACCACCAUUCCCGUGCCCGAAAAUAAUAACGUUCAGGCGCCACAGAAGUGGCACACGAUGACGCCGCAGGAAGUGGCCAACUGGAUCGACAAGAAGUCGCGGAUCGUGUUUCCGAUUAGUUUCGUUAUUUUCAACAUUUUUUAUUGGACUUUUGUGUACGUUUUAUAGGAGUACGAGAAUUACGCGCUGGUUUUUGUUAAUUUGCUGUUCUAGUCUUGGACUCGUCUUGUCAUUUUUAUUUAUUGCUCAUGGUUGAGUGGCCAUUUUUCAUCGAAUGUAAGAAUAAAGUAAGGUUGGAUAAGGGUGU
Zophobas morio is the source of this 2029-nucleotide messenger RNA. RefSeq names its product pH-sensitive chloride channel 2-like. The record is from RefSeq and is a predicted model, not a curated record. Gene Ontology annotation, cellular component: neuron projection; synapse; plasma membrane. Gene Ontology annotation, biological process: chemical synaptic transmission; nervous system process; signal transduction. The transcript is spliced from 6 exons. Lineage: Eukaryota; Metazoa; Arthropoda; Insecta; Coleoptera; Tenebrionidae. Bases 193 to 1890 code for a protein of 565 amino acids. Gene Ontology annotation, molecular function: transmembrane signaling receptor activity; excitatory extracellular ligand-gated monoatomic ion channel activity; chloride channel activity.